GUUUAAUCGAACUGACAGAUCUGAUACAAAAAGCUACAAGAUGGUUAACCCUGGAGGACCAAUAGAAAUUUGUUUCUCCUUUGAUGCAACCUGUUCUAUGUAUGACUACAUUGACGAAGUAAAAGGAAAAGUUCAAGACUUAAUACAACGUUUGCAAGCAGACAUUCCUGGAAUCAGAAUAGCAGUGUUUGCGCAUGGUGAUUAUGGCUCUCCCACUUAUGUCACAAAACACAUUGAUUUUACAACAGACGUGGCAGAGCUGUGUAACUGGGUAAAGAAUGUAAAAGAGAGCAGAGGCGGCGACUGGGAUGAAUGUUAUGAACUCGUAUUACAAGAAGUUCAGUCGUUGUCAUGGACACCAGGAUCAAAACGAGCAUUGGUUAUGAUAGGGGAUGCAGACCCCCAUGAACCGGGAUUUAGGUGUGGCGGGAAAACUUAUAACAUAGACUGGCGAGCCGAAACAUAUAAACUUUUAAUGAUGAAUGUGACUAUCUAUGGAGUUAAAUGUGGAGAUGAUGAUUCAUCAACAGAAUUUUUCAACAAGGUCGCCGAGGCAACUAACGGAAAGUUCCUUACAUUGAAAGACUUUACUAACAUAUUUGAUCUAAUGAUGGCUAUAUGUUACAGAGAACACGAUGAAACUCUUCUGCAGAAUUAUGAAACAGAAGUAAGAGCAAGAGGAACAACAGUUCAUAAAGAUUUAGAAGCCUUGUUUGGCAAUCUACGACAUACCGAAACAGAUGACAUGGAAACCGCACCGUCAACACCAGCUCGUUUGGUAAAAAUACCAUCACUGACAAAACCAUCAUCACCACUGAAAACAAGUACCAAGCCAACAGUCAAACCACGUAGGAAUUCAAGAACAACACGGUUUAUAUCUAAACAUGAACGAAUGAUGAGUAGAAGAAACGAGGAACGACUCGAAAAAUACAAGUUAAAAAAUCUGCCAAAGCUGAAAAGAGAAAACGUAACAGAGACAAAUUUUAUGCUUAAUGAUGCCCCAUGGUCAAGAUGGCAAUUAGCAAUCACACCCGAAUCUCCAGAAGGAGAAGAAUCUCAUUUAUGGCAAAAACGUAGAGGUGACUUGACAGGAUAUCGUAGAACAGAAAUAUGUAAUGGACAAUAUCAGAAACCAGCACUGUAUGAAUUCGCUGUUCAAACGCAUGAACAUUGUAAACGAUAUGUUGUAUAUUGUAAGUGUAACAAGGGGUUCACUUUGGAUAAAGGAUCAUGGGAAUCUAAACUGUUAAAUAACACAGACGUUAGAAAUGAGGUAGAAGAUGUUUUAAAGAAAGGUUGUCGUAUAUUUGUUAGACACUUUCCUUUGAGAAAAACAUCUGCGACAACAAACAAGAUGGCCGAUCUUGGGCACUAUGACUACGCAUGGAGAUGUCAAAGGAGGGAGAGAGUAUCCCCACGUCAACUACAAGUACUGACGUAAUGUACUAGGCUGAUAUUCAGACUAGAAGGAACAUAUUUCUACUUUUUUUUUAUAUCUAUGUUAGCCAUUUUAUUGCAUGAGUUGUUAUAACGUUAUAGUUUUUA
This is a messenger RNA of Mytilus trossulus (common blue mussel), 1545 nucleotides long. RefSeq lists its product as uncharacterized. The coding region runs from base 41 to 1441 and encodes 466 amino acids. The transcript has 5 exons. The record is from RefSeq and is a predicted model, not a curated record. NCBI's taxonomy places the organism in Eukaryota, Metazoa, Mollusca, Bivalvia, Mytilida, Mytilidae.